AUGGAAAACAACGAUAAUUAUCAACUUUCAACAUGGGGAAAUUUAUGGCAAUACAUUGGUAUUGAGAGACAUGCUCAAUAUGGUUAUUAUUGGAUGAUGGGGUCUGCUAAACUUAGUGAUUAUAAAGACUGGUGUCUUUAUUGGCUUGGUCUAAAUAACUUUGAACCUCCAUUAACUGGAGAAACACCAGAAGACUUUUAUGUUAGAAAGAUUUAUACCACUUCUUAUGACUGUUUUAAUAGACCACUUUGUGGACCACCUGAACAUCACAUUUCUAUAGGAAUUAGAAAAGAAGUUCCUGUAGAAGGAGGUAAACAUCUUGAAUUGAUUGAAGGAAACAUAAGAGAGGCUAUUAAUUUUGGUUCAUAUAAUUAUCUUGGAUUUGGUGGAAGACAUCCAAUUGUUACAAAAGAAAUUAUUCAAACAUUAAAAACAAAAGGAGCUUGUUUAACUGGGUUUGCUGCUGAAAUAGGAAUUUCUGAAGAACAAGAACAACUCCAAUUAAUGUUAGCUGAAUUUUUACAUAAGGAAGCUGCUGUUGUUGUACCAAUGGGAUUUGCUACUAAUUCUACACUAAUUCCUAUUUUAGUAGGGAAAGGAGAUGUUGUUUUUUCUGAUGCUUUAAAUCAUUCUUCCAUAAUUACUGGGAUGAGAUCUUCUAAUGCUGAAGUUAAA
Messenger RNA from Entamoeba nuttalli P19, 675 nucleotides. RefSeq names its product serine palmitoyltransferase, putative. Lineage: Eukaryota; Evosea; Mastigamoebida; Endamoebidae. Gene Ontology annotation, cellular component: serine palmitoyltransferase complex. The record is from RefSeq and is a predicted model, not a curated record. Gene Ontology annotation, biological process: sphingosine biosynthetic process; ceramide biosynthetic process. The transcript has a single exon. The annotation marks the transcript as partial. Gene Ontology annotation, molecular function: serine C-palmitoyltransferase activity; pyridoxal phosphate binding.